CAUUUCCCAUGGCAUGGGCUUUAUUUGACCCAAAUGGGUCUUCUUCUCGAGAACAGGCAGUGAGGAAAUACAGCCAAGGACAACCGCUGCGAGUGAACGCUUCGCGGUCGUACGCCAAAGUCCCCAGCAUCAACACCCAGGAACAACCCGCACAGGCUGCAUCGACCAACGCAGGCACCAGUGGCGCCAUUGUGGAGGAAACGGCGCUCAACACAAACACAGAUGUUAUUGCCGCGAUCCUGGAGCAAAUGCGUCAGGACCGAGAGAGAGCUGAGGCCCAGUUCAAGACCAUGAUGCACUCAGCGACAACAGGACGAUCGUCUAAGGAACGAACAACUGCUCCCGCUAUGACAUCAAAGACAACGGCACUAACUCAAAAGACAAAUGACCAGGACUCGACUCAGCUGACUCUCCAGCAGCUAUUGGACAAGGCCAAGCAACCUGGAGCCUUUCCAACACCACACAGUAACAUGAGUUUGCUUCUUGCUGCGUGGCAACUUGUAACGUCGAAUUCCGGACCACCUCACCAUCCGCUACCACCUACACCCGCUAAGAAAAUGCAACCGGCCGAUUACUCAGGAAUUAACAAUGAAUAAUACGCCCAAUGUGCACUCUCUUCAGAAUUAUUAUCCUUCGGGCCAGAACCAUAUAUGUGUUAUCUUCUUUUAUUGCGAAAAUCCAGAA
This is a messenger RNA of Gamsiella multidivaricata, 684 nucleotides long. RefSeq lists its product as uncharacterized. The record is from RefSeq and is a predicted model, not a curated record. Lineage: Eukaryota; Fungi; Mortierellomycota; Mortierellomycetes; Mortierellales; Mortierellaceae. The transcript is spliced from 3 exons. The coding region runs from base 9 to 596 and encodes 195 amino acids.